AUGCGAACCACGUGGUCGCAAAUAGAAGAGGAGCAGCAGGCGACCUCAGACGACCUGGCCCGGCUGAAGCUGGACACCGAGGAGUGGUGCCGGUCAGAGCGAUCAAAGAUCGAAAACGAGUGGAAGCGCCUGGAUCGGCUCCGUGAGCGGAUGAGUAUCCUCCCUGGAGCUUCCCGCGAGGUGCUCGAAAUAAACUGCUCUGGUGAGUUGCUGUUCCUUCCAAAGCGGGCUCUGUGCCACAUCGAAGGAAGUUACUUGAAUCACAUGUUCAGCGAUGCCUAUGUGCAGAGUGUACCCCGCGACGACGAGGGCAGAUACUUCUUGGACUUCAAUCCGGUCUGCUUUGGCAUCAUUGUGGACUGGCUCCGACAGCUGGAGGACAAGCCUGACCUGCCGGUUCCGCGAGUGCCAGAAAGCCAGCAGCUGAACAUGGAUUUGUUGGCUGAAGCGCUGAACCUGAGGCAGUUCAUUUGCGGGAAUUGCAUCAAGCUCCAGCAUGCCACAUCGCUGAAAGUGCGAGGCAAUGUUGUGGAGGCAACUCACGCGGGUUGGCAAGUGAUCUCCGCCGAGCAUCCCUUGAAGAUGUCAGGCAACUCCUUUUUCGAGGUGAGGAUCCUCAAAAACCCUGAUCCGACAACGGAUCGACUUGCUAUUGGCCUGUGUGGGCACAUUCCAUCCGGGCCUGAGGUACACAGUGUGCGCAUCAAAGAUGCGUUCUUGUACAAUAGCAACAUUGGAUUAAUCGGUGAUGUGGUGGAUGCCAACAACUGCCAGGAGAAGAUUCAGUUCGUUGAUGGCAUGACCUUGGGUGUUAGGCAUGACAUCCAAACCAGAAUGACGCAUUUCUACGUCAACCGGGCGUCCAUUGGAUCCUGUGCGCUCAGAGAUGAUGCGCUUGAGCGGAUGCCGGUGCUGUAUCCGGUCUUUGCUCUGCAUGCAGCUGGGCAGAAGAUCGAGGUCGAUUUUACUCUAAGCGGACCUUUGGCUUCACGACGGCCUGAUGCUGCACAAGUGGCAGAAGCUGUGCUGGGAACAGCCCUGGACGAGUCCAGUGCAGGCAGGCAAGGCCAUUGGCCCUGUGCAUUGAUGCACUCCCUGCCAGUUGUCAUCGACAUGGUGCGCCCGAUGUGCUCUACGGGUUAG
Messenger RNA from Symbiodinium sp. CCMP2592, 1143 nucleotides. The record is from the annotation of a GenBank genome assembly. Lineage: Eukaryota; Dinophyceae; Suessiales; Symbiodiniaceae.